GGUCAGCUCCUACCAGCGUUCUCCUGAGGUGGGAUCUCCUCCACACUUCAACUCUCACCGAGCGGGGAGCGGAGGACGAGUCAGUCCGGGGCAGAAGAGGCUCCUAACGAAGAUGUGAAGACAAACACCGCGUAACAGCAGCGCCGCGACUCCCUCCAGCUGCCCCGGUUUUAUGUCUCCCCCGAGCCGAAGUCAUUCUCAGUGAAUGGUCUCUGCAGCAGCGCUAUUUUAUUUACCCCUCCUUUUAUUUUUUUAUAUUUAAAAUCAUCAUUAUUAUUAUUAUUAUUCGUAGCAUUUGUGAGCUCUCGCUAUGGCAGUUCAGUCCACAUCCGGGCCACAAUGUCUUGACUCCAUUAUUGUGUAAAACUGACGGAGUGGUUGUUAUUAUUAAUAUUACUAUUAUUAUAAUAUAUAUAUAUAUUUUUUACAUUUAACGACACACUUUUAUUGCGCGCAGUGAAGGCUGCUACCAAGAGGACAUGUCUAACCAAGGAGUUCGACGGAAUGGCCCGGUGAAGCUACGACUAACAGUCCUCUGUGCCAAAAACCUUGCAAAGAAAGACUUCUUCCGCCUUCCUGAUCCCUUUGCCAAGGUGGUUGUGGACGGUUCAGGGCAAUGCCACUCUACAGACACUGUGAGGAACACACUUGACCCCAAGUGGAAUCAACACUAUGACCUAUAUAUUGGAAAAUCAGACUCCAUCACUAUCAGUGUGUGGAAUCACAAGAAGAUUCACAAGAAGCAAGGGGCUGGUUUCCUGGGCUGUGUCCGCCUUCUGUCCAAUUCUAUCAACCGCCUUAAAGACACAGGCUACCAGAGACUAGACUUGAACAAGCUGAGUCCCAGUGACAGUGAUACAGUCAGAGGCCAAAUAGUGGUGAGCCUGCAGUCUAGGGACCGGAUAGGCACAGGAGGCCCUGUGGUGGACUGCAGUCGACUGUUUGACAAUGAUCUUCCAGAUGGAUGGGAGGAGAGGAGGACCGCGUCUGGACGAAUCCAGUACUUGAACCACAUCACACGCACCACACAGUGGGAGAGGCCGACCAGGCCUGCAUCAGAAUACUCAAGCCCUGGCCGGCCACUCAGCUGCAUUGUGGAUGAGAACACGCCUAUCAGUACAAAUGGGGCCACGCCCACCACAGCAUUGCCACCCAGUAAUGGUGAGCAGCGGGCCCAGGAGAGACGAGUCCGCUCACAAAGGCACCGCAACUACAUGAGCAGAACCCACCUGCACAUGCCCCCAGAUCUGCCUGAGGGAUAUGAGCAAAGAACCACGCAGCAAGGACAGGUGUAUUUCCUCCACACUCAGACAGGCGUCAGCACGUGGCACGAUCCCCGAGUACCCAGGGAUCUGAGCAAUGUGAACUGUGAGGAACUGGGUCCUCUACCUCCGGGAUGGGAGAUUCGCAACACCGCCACCGGGAGGGUUUACUUUGUUGACCACAACAACCGAACAACGCAGUUCACCGACCCACGCCUCUCCGCCAACCUGCAUCUAGUCCUAAAUCCAAGCCCUAAUGGAUCUCGAGGAGGCAUCGAAAGUCAGAAUGUCAGUCGUCAGAACCAGUUGAAGGAUCAGGCCCAGCAGGCUCUGGUGUCCCCUAGUCAACUCCCAGAGGAGGCUGAGUGCCUCACAGUACCCAAGUACAAGAGAGACCUUGUUCAGAAGCUCAAGAUCCUUCGCCAGGAACUGUCCCAACAGCAGCCCCAGGCUGGCCACUGCCGCAUCGAGGUGUCCCGUGAGGAGAUUUUUGAGGAAUCAUAUCGACAGGUGAUGAAGAUGAGGCCGAAGGACCUGUGGAAAAGGCUAAUGGUGAAGUUUAGAGGAGAAGAGGGACUCGACUACGGAGGAGUGGCCAGGGAGUGGCUUUAUCUACUAUCACACGAGAUGCUGAACCCGUACUACGGCCUGUUCCAAUACUCCCGUGAUGACAUCUACACACUGCAGAUAAACCCAGACUCUGCUGUCAACCCUGAGCAUUUGUCAUACUUUCACUUCGUGGGCCGUAUCAUGGGAAUGGCUGUGUUUCAUGGCCACUACAUAGAUGGAGGUUUUACGCUACCCUUCUACAAACAGCUGCUUGGUAAACCCAUCACCCUGGACGACAUGGAGUCUGUGGACCCCGACCUGCACAACAGCCUUGUCUGGAUUCUGGACAACGACAUCACCGGUGUGCUGGACCACACCUUCUGCGUUGAACACAAUGCUUAUGGAGAGAUCAUCCAGCAUGAGCUCAAGCCCAACGGUAAGAGCAUUCCUGUCACCCAGGACACCAAGAAGGAGUAUGUCCGGCUUUACGUCAACUGGCGUUUUCUCCGAGGCAUCGAGGCCCAGUUUCUGGCUCUUCAGAAGGGCUUCAAUGAAGUCAUCCCCCAGCACCUGCUCAAGUCUUUCGACGAGAAGGAGCUAGAGCUGAUUGUAUGUGGCCUGGGUAAAAUCGACAUCCAUGACUGGAAGUCCAACACGCGGCUCAAACACUGCACCCCAGACAGCAACAGUGUGAAGUGGUUCUGGAAAGCUGUGGAGUCAUUCGAUGAGGAGCGCAGAGCCCGGCUGCUGCAGUUUGUCACCGGCUCCUCCCGAGUUCCUUUGCAGGGCUUCAAGGCCCUCCAAGGUGCUGCUGGUCCACGUCUCUUUACCAUCCACCAGAUUGAUGCCAGCACCAACAACCUGCCCAAAGCCCACACAUGUUUCAAUCGGAUCGACAUUCCUCCGUACGAGCACUACGACAAACUGUACGACAAGUUGCUCACUGCCAUUGAGGAGACAUGCGGCUUUGCUGUCGAGUGAGUCGCGAAUGCGGGCAGAGCUUUGCAACAACCAGAAGCAACAUGGUUUGCCCACGAUGAGGCCCCCCCCCCCCACACACACACACACACACACACUCGGACAACAGAUCAGUCCACUCAGAUGGGGGUCAUCCACUGUUGCUUCACCCAGGGACGCACUUACUACCCCGGGUCAUGUCGCCAAGCUCAUGGAGGGUGGGUAGAGGAGAGCAGAAAAAGUCAAGACUGUGGGGUUCUUUUCAGACCUUUCUGCCCUUCUUUAUAUCUUUUUUUUAUCAUUGAAAAGGAUCUCUUCAGCUGCUAAUAACUCAGACUAUUUACUAACUUGUGGAACCUGCAACGUUUGCUGGCUCUGCCCUUUUUUCUAAGUUCGUUUUAGCAUUUAAAAAAAAAAUAAAAGAAAAAAAAUAGACUGUAUCUAUGUAGCAAUGCUCCAUUUUACCAAGCAGAACACAAGCUCAGUUCACUCUGAAACAACACUAACAAGACUGGUUUGUUUCCAGAGCCCAGGGUUAUUAUUGGUUACCACAACCACUUGGAAAACAGUUCAUUUGGAUGCGGCAUGACUUGGGCUGUUUGGUGCCACCGAGCGCUCGUGCUGAGGUUCUCGGUAACACAGAGGUUGAUAAAACGUGGAUGUGUGCAGAUGAGAAGGCACGGACGGAGACUGAAAUUAAGGCAUAGCCCAACUGUUUACAACCUUCUCCAAAGAUGUCAUCGGGGACCUCUGCUCCUGAGGCGCUGCCCAACAACCAGCGCUGCAUUCCCACAAGCCCCAUUUCACAUGUUUGACAGCUUGUUGUGUUUGAAAGUGAAGAGAUGAAUGAAUAGGUUGAAAUGUGUUAUUUUUAUAUAACAGGGACAAUUAAGAAAAGAAAAGGAAACAAUAAAGUUAAAUAUAAUAUAUAUAAUUUAUUGUUAUAUUUCAGAAACCCCCCAUCUUCCAUUAUUUCAUAAGAAAACUAAAUCUUUUAAAUGUUACUGCUUCAAUUAUAGAAAAUAAUUUGUGAAAUGAAAUGAGAAAAGAGCUUGACUGAAUAUCACUAAGGAAUGCUGAGGUUACUCUCUCGACACACAGCGUACAAGAAGAGGCUGUGUUUUUAAAGGCAAAAAAACAAAACACUAUGUCCUCUGAGUGCCAUAAACAUUUUGUGUGAAUAAAUCUUAACUGCGCACCCUUUAAAUUCUACUGAUUUCAUCCUGGAAUUACAUAUGGUAUGGUGUGUUAACCUUAUAUUACCCUCUCUUUUUAACAGUUUGUCAUUUAAUAUUGAUGUCACUAGCAUGAAACCUUCCUUCAUUUUUUUGUUCAGAAGAGUCCAAAGUCAAUCGCAGUCUUUUUUUUGUUUUUGUUUUGCCUUCAUGUUGUCAUUCAUGCAAAAAAAACGAAAAAAAACAACUACCUUUGAACCAUGUGGUGGUAAAUAGCAUUAAAUUUAGUCUUAUAUUGGCAAAUGUACUCACUGUCAUACUACUGCUUUAAGUGCACAGUACACCACUCGUAAUCCUUCCUGUUAGUGGCCACAGUUAUUCUUUCCCUCGUCACAUUCUCAGGAGGUGUUGUACGUACUUUGUAACAUCUUGUGAUCUGACAAAUGAAAAGAAACCGAUUCUGACCAUCAACACAGUACCUGUUGCAUUUGUCCUCCAUAUGUGUUUUUGGGUUAAUAGUGAACUGAAUGAGAUGAACUGUUUUAGUGAGGUUCUUUUGUUUCAGGGUGGGGGGGAAAGGAAAGGAAAUUCUUGAAUGUUUUUCAGAAGAUGCUGCCUGUCUAGCAAUCUCUAUGACCGUGGACUGUUCUUUACAAUUGCAUACACUUAAAAAAAAUGAAUGAAAACAAACGGUUUGUUUUUCUUUUCUUUUAUGUAGACAAGUGUAUGCAAAGUGAAAAGUGUCCUCCGAUGGUGCUUUGUACAGUAAUAAGAUAAUGUUCAUGUACUGUAUGUGGAUCAAACAACCUGUAAUUUAUCUUUAACUUAAGUAGAAUUUUUUUUUGUUUUUUUUUUAAAACUGAAAUAAUAAAUUGCACACAAACAGAAUGAAGACACCAUGUGUAUUUAACGGUGGCUUCUGCACCAGAUAUUCAAUUACUUUUAUGUUCCGUGCACAAGCUGGUCACCCUACUGUCUGUUCCUACACAACGUCACUCAGCAUCGCUCCGUAGCUGCCUCUCAUCGAACAACUGGACUUUAUAUUUAAAGUCAGUAGUGAGAUGUGGCUUUUGUUCUUUUUUUUUUGGUUGUUUGUUUGGUUCAAUAGCAUGAUCCACUUAGCAGGACUAUAUCUCUCAUAGCUGACUGAUGCAAUUAUGAUGUAUGUUAACACUAUCAUUUUGUAAGAGUAUUUUAUUUUUGUGUGUUAUUAGUUCUAAUUAAACUUGCCUUUGUCUAACAAUGUUAA
Messenger RNA from Solea solea (common sole), 5192 nucleotides. RefSeq names its product SMAD specific E3 ubiquitin protein ligase 2 (gene smurf2). The coding region runs from base 480 to 2792 and encodes 770 amino acids. NCBI's taxonomy places the organism in Eukaryota, Metazoa, Chordata, Actinopteri, Pleuronectiformes, Soleidae. Gene Ontology annotation, molecular function: protein binding; ubiquitin protein ligase activity. The record is from RefSeq and is a predicted model, not a curated record. The transcript has 19 exons. Gene Ontology annotation, biological process: ubiquitin-dependent protein catabolic process; negative regulation of BMP signaling pathway.